AUGGAAUUGAGCAUCCCUCGUACACAUGCAGCCCCUUGCUCCUCCCAGCCAGUCUGUCUGUACCCGUUUCUUCUCCCCACACAGGAAAAGUACCCAGAGAUGGUGCACCUCUCAGAGGGAAACUUUUCCCGCUGCAUGGGCAUCCGGAGCGCCCGCUGUCCAGGGUUUGAAUUCAUAAUUGUUUGGAGGAUACAAAUAGAUGAAAAAGGGAAGGUUUUACCAAAGCUGGAUCUUCUCACCAAAGUCCCACAGCGAGCCCUUGAACUGGACAAGAACAGAGUCAUAGAAGCUGCUCCUCUCAGCUUCCGAACCCUGCUGGGAGUGCUUGGAAUUGAAGUUGCUGUAGAAAGCCUGAUAAAACUGCUUUGUGCAGAGGAGAAUGACUAGUUCCCCAAUGGUGUAUGUGUAGGAAUGAGAUGCUGCACUGAGAAGCACUUGAUUUUAUUGAGUAUAAACAUUUGCUAUUUUCUGCUUAGACACCACCCCCUUAAAACAUGCUGUCUAUGCAGUUAUGGCACAUUCUAUAUAAACUCUCAUGACGUGAAAUAUAAAUACAGCUAUUUAAGUAUAAAAUGCAAAAUAAAA
Galeopterus variegatus (Sunda flying lemur) is the source of this 585-nucleotide messenger RNA. RefSeq names its product centromere protein P (gene CENPP). The record is from RefSeq and is a predicted model, not a curated record. Lineage: Eukaryota; Metazoa; Chordata; Mammalia; Dermoptera; Cynocephalidae. The transcript has 4 exons. Gene Ontology annotation, biological process: CENP-A containing chromatin assembly. Gene Ontology annotation, cellular component: nucleus; chromosome, centromeric region. The coding region runs from base 1 to 387 and encodes 128 amino acids.